Messenger RNA from Lactuca saligna, 1564 nucleotides. Lineage: Eukaryota; Viridiplantae; Streptophyta; Magnoliopsida; Asterales; Asteraceae. The record is from the annotation of a GenBank genome assembly.
CAAUCUUCCCGUAUUUCAAACUCAAGAACAGAGAAUUAUGAUCUGAACUUCUGAAUUGCAUCCAUCUUAUGCAUUUGCUCUCUGGGAUUCCAAAAUCUGGACCAUGAUCUUCUGAUAGGUAAAUUCAGAUCUCGAUUUUCGAAAUCCCCAUCGAUAAUUGACUGCAAUUUCUUCUUUUCGGGAGAUCACUGUGGGCUGAAUUUCUCUUGUAGCCCAGCUAAUUGGGUUCUGUUAGAAUGUCCCUUGGGAUCCGAAACUUCUAACUUUCUUUACUCAGAUCUCCAUUCUGGUUUCGUUACCGAUGCAUUUUCUUGAUUUCGUUCUUUAAUUUUUUUUAACUAGUCGUAUGCAUCGAGAUCCCAAUUUGUGAACCUAAUUUUAUAUUAUCAGUCGUCGUCUAGGCAUGCUUUGAUUGACACCGAUAAUGAUAAAUUAUCAAUUUGCCUCAGAUAGUCCGAAGUCCUUUAAUGCGUACCCUAGAGGUGAUUUUGAUUUAGAGUCGAACGCCGUUAUUAGAAAAGCAAGAAAGCCCAAACAUUCGUCAUUUCAUCCUAUUAUAAUGAUUAAAUCUUUCGGAAAUCGAAUUAUGUACUACUACAAGUUACACCCUGUGAUGGUAUUGCUGAUUUUCCUGUCAUUUGGAGUCACAACUCUCAUAGUUCUUUCACUCUAUACUAGCCAUUUUCAGACGAUGAGUAAUUAUAGGAAGUUUGACACCAGUCUGGAUAAUGCAUAUCCAUUUCCAAAGCUUCGUAAUCUUGUGAUGGUUGCUGGGCAUUCUAUAUAUACAAGUAGUAGUUGUGAGAAAAUUGAUAAGGAGGAUUCUUGGUUUUUGGAAUCAUAUCAGAAGAAUCCAGGACAAGCUUCUACUUUUGUUGCACAUAUAAAGGAAGGAAUUGAGAUUGCAGCCAAAGAUGAUGAUGCUUUGUUGCUGUUUAGUGGUGGAGAGACCCGUAAAGAUGCAGGACCACGAAGUGAGGCACAAAGUUAUUGGAUAGUUGCUGACUCAAAAGGAUGGUUUGGCAACCGGGAGAAGGUAAGAUGGAAAGCACUCACAGAAGAACACGCAAGAGACAGCUUUGAGAAUCUUCUCUUUAGUGUAUGCCGAUUCCGUGAACUUACCGGAUCUUAUCCACAAAAUAUCACUGUUGUGGGAUAUGAUUUCAAGAAAGAAAGAUUUGUUAAUUUACACAGAUCAGCAAUUGGGUUCCCAGAGUCACGAUUCUUCUAUAUGGGGACACCAGCAGCAACAACAUCAAAAGAAGCAGCAUUAAAAGGGGAGGCAUUAGUCAGGACACAAUUCCAAAAUGACCCUUACUCAUGUUUGGGCUCACUUCGUCGCAAAAAGAUCGGGCGUGACCCGUUUCACCGGUCAAUCCCUUACCCGAAUGGCUGCCCGGAAAUUGAAGGGUUGUUCAGAUACUGUGGAGGUGCAUUCUAUCCGGGUUCUGUUCCUUGGGCUUGAGAAAAGUGAUUAUAUACAUAAUUGCCUCUUUUUUUUUUUUGUUUCAUAUUAUUUUAGGAUUGUAUGAUUUUGAAGCGAUAUGAAAUAGAUGCAUUUGAU